CGUCACUACCGGAAAUUUCUUCCACGCUUGGAGUCGCGCUGCGGUAAACUAGCUGUGAGACCCCAGACAUAACAAUUUUCUUAAAAAGUACCCCUUAAACCGGGUUAGGAGACGCAAGACACUAAUAAUGUCGGAUAACGAGGACAAUUUUGAUGACGGAGAUUUCGAUGAUGUUGAAGAUGAAGAGCCUCUGGAUGAUCUGGAGAAUGUGGAAGAUGAGGACCAAGAGAAUGUUCAGAUCCUGCCGGCAGGUGAAGGGCAGCAGGCCAAUCAGAAGAGAAUCACCACGCCGUACAUGACCAAAUACGAGAGAGCGCGAGUGCUGGGAACACGAGCUCUGCAGAUCGCGAUGUGUGCGCCGGUGAUGGUGGAGCUGGAGGGAGAGACGGAUCCACUGCAGAUCGCAAUGAAAGAGCUCAAGAGCAGGAAAAUCCCCAUCAUCAUCCGCCGGUAUCUGCCUGACGGGAGUUAUGAGGACUGGGGCUGCGAUGAACUCAUCAUUACUGACUGAGAAACACAUUCACACUCACAUUUCACGAUCCGCAUCAGAUCUGUUCUGGUUAUUCAGAUCUGUGCAGGUUAUUCUUCAUCCAGCAGUUGUUGUGUUUGUCCACAAGAGGGCAGCAGGAACACACAGAAACACCAGUGAAGAGAGGAAGAUUUCACUCAUAAUGUCAUAAUUUAAUGUUCAUUUUUGUGUUUAUUGUUGUGCAGAAUUAAACCUUUUUGUAGAAAAGAA
Molecule: messenger RNA, 739 nt
Organism: Danio aesculapii
Lineage: Eukaryota; Metazoa; Chordata; Actinopteri; Cypriniformes; Danionidae
Gene: polr2f
Product: RNA polymerase II, I and III subunit F
Exons: 5
Coding region: 128-511 (127 amino acids)
Biological process (GO): DNA-templated transcription
Cellular component (GO): RNA polymerase III complex; nucleus; RNA polymerase I complex
Molecular function (GO): DNA binding; DNA-directed RNA polymerase activity
Source: RefSeq, a predicted model, not a curated record